Molecule: messenger RNA, 3477 nt
Organism: Populus trichocarpa (black cottonwood)
Lineage: Eukaryota; Viridiplantae; Streptophyta; Magnoliopsida; Malpighiales; Salicaceae
Exons: 7
Coding region: 507-3119 (870 amino acids)
Biological process (GO): positive regulation of transcription by RNA polymerase II
Cellular component (GO): Ino80 complex; MLL1 complex; NSL complex
Molecular function (GO): protein binding; G-quadruplex RNA binding
Source: RefSeq, a predicted model, not a curated record
UGCGAAACAACAAAAAGGCAAUUCAAUUUCGGCUCUGAAAAGGAAGCUUAAAAACCCGACUCGCCGCCUCCCCAACCAAUUAACUUUAUCUAAUUUUCCAUCUCGAGACGGACAACAGCCGUUCGCGGCGACAGGUCACCAUCACCGAUAUAGUAAGCGGUGGAGAGAACCAAAGCGGUGGCUCUUCUCAAUUCUCUUCAAGGGUAGUUUCGUCAAAUUCACGUAAUUCUCAAGAGUUCCUCUUUUUAGUCAAAAGGUCAAACCCCCAGGAACACUCUUUCUGCCCGCGACAGACAAUUAGCAAAGUUUCCCAGUUCCUCGUCACCUGAGAAAGCAGUAGUUGGCACACGUGCCCUUCCCCGACGUUACUUCCAUAGCUUUUUUCAUGAAAUCUCCGGUCACCUGAGCGAGCCGACGCACCAGCGAGAACCAGACUCCCUUCACUGCCCACGUUUCUAUAAAAGAAAAGCCUCCAGCUGCUUCUCUUGCAUGUUUAUUUUUUAGGCAUGGGAGCUCUCGGCCCUGUCUCUCCUUGGAUUCCAGAAGAUGACGUUUUGUUAAAAAACUCUAUUGAGGCUGGUGCUUCCUUGGAAUCACUGGCAAAAGGAGCAGUACAAUUUUCUCAAAAAUUCACUGUUCGAGAAAUACGAGAUCGGUGGUAUUCUCUCCUUUAUGAUCCGGUUGUUUCUUCAGAGGCUGCUUUUCACAUGACUGAGUUUGAGUGUUCUGCAUCGACUUUUCCAUCAAAAUUCAGUAGAGCUGGAAAUUCAAAAGAAAAUAAAUGUUUUUCAGGGAAGAGGAAAACUGAAAGUGUCCGCCAUUGUUACUAUGCUCCGCGUAAAAGAAUUUGCAGCAAACCAUUUAAUUCCAUGGAGUUGAGUUUUCUUGAUUCCCCCAAUAAUAACAAUUAUGUUGGCAAUGAAUAUGAGCAAUUAUCCACACAAUGCAUGCUUGGAGAUCCAGUUACAACUCACUUCGCACUUCAGGAAUCAAAUUUGGACAUGAUGCAUCAUGUGUUUCCUCCAAUUGUGAGUAGUGGUACUGCCCAUGCCUUUGAUACUGAAUUCCAUAAUACAAUUCAAGAAGAUUAUUCAAUGGAGCAAGACAAUAUACACAUUCCCCAUAUACUUGGAGAGGAUCCAUCUAACACUGAAAACAGAACCGUGGUCGAGGAACUCAGUCAACAACUGCCAGUUGAUGAUGACUUGUUACAUGGGUGCUCUAACUUUGAUGGAAAUGAUGUUCUUAGUUCACCAGUUCCAGAGUGUAGUUUGUCAUUUCACAAUUUGGAGUUCUCUUCUCCACUUCCUGAGAUGCCUAUUUGGAGAAUGGAUGAAGGGAUUUCAGUGCCAGAUAUUCCAAACAAUCUUGGAUUACAUGACAAAGAUAUGCACCAUGGUGAUGCUUUUUCACUCCUUGAUGAUGGUGAUAUUAAGAAUGCAUGUUCGACAAGUUUCGAUGAUCUCCAAAAAGACUCAGAGUUAAAAAUGGAAAUACUGAGUGAUGUGCCACAAAAUUCAUCUCAUAGCACAGAAGAUUUUCUGGCUGAACUUACCAAUUAUUUGUCUAAUGACGAGGAAGGGGCAAGUGUGGAUAUGGAUGGAAAAGAUUUCAGCACCAAUUCUUACAUUGCUUGUCUCAAUACAAUUUUGUUGGAUUCACCAAAUAAUUCUAACGAAAAUCACAGGCCCAAUGUAACUGAACCAGAAGCAUCAAUAUCAGCAGACUGUUCUAAAAAUCACUCAGGUGCUUGUCCUGGAAACUUAUGGGAGAAUAGGGGGUCUCACUGUAGUGUGGAUGCAGGUUGUAAUUCUGAGUUCCAGUUUGUUUCAUCAACAUCACUUCUAGAUCCGCAUCCUGAGGUGAAAGAUGGGAUUAUUUGCUGUGUGCUAAACACUGAGGACACAGAGAUCCCAUUCAAUGAUGAUAUAGACCUCCCCACUGACUGGCGCCCAAGAUCAGUUACCUCCUUGGUGCAAAGGAAUUUCCAACAUGCUGGCAAACCAAAUUCUUUAUCUGCUAAGGAAUUACCGAGUAAUAAAAUAGGUAGUGUAGUUUCAGUAGUCGCUCACAGGGAUCUAGAAAAUCCUGGACAAUUGCUUGCAUCUUCUCAGAUGGUAAGAUUACAGGCGAUGCCAGAACCUGGUCCAGUCCAUCCUGUAGGUGAUCAUAGUUUGAAACUUGAGUUGCCCAGCAGUGACUCCACUCGUAGGAGUGCAGGUUUUGCUUUUGGUGGCUCAACUCAAUUUAACUCAGCAGACACUAAGAUGGAAACUCUUGUUCCUACUAAACUGAAGGAAGAAACUACAGAAACCCCAAUGGCCAAGCAUAUGAGUAAUGAAUCAGCUGAUUCUUUAUUAGAGAAGCCGUCUUUGGUUUCUGAUUUCUUUACAUAUCCCCAGACAAAUGUGUCUGCUAUUAAACAGGUAGAAGAUGCACCAGACAGAGUUCAAAAUCAUCAAGUAUCACAUGUGAAAGUGGGCUCUUCAGAUUUUGCUUCUUCAGAACUAGUAGUAAACCAUUCAGUAUCAGAUCCAGCUGAGCCAUCUAUCCAGAGUGAUGAUGAUGUACCAUAUUUUUCAGACAUUGAAGCAAUGAUACUUGAUAUGGACUUGGAUCCAGAAGACCAGGAUUUAUAUUGCAGCGAGGAAGUCUCAAGAUAUCGACAUGAGGACACGAAGAGGGCAAUCAUGAGGCUGGAACAGGGUGCUCAUUCUUAUAUGCAAAGAGCUAUUGCACGUCAUGGAGCAUUUGCAGUUAUACAUGGCCGCCAUUCAAAACAUUAUAUUAAGAAAUCUGAGGUAUUACUUGGUAGAGCAACAGAAGAUGCUAUUGUCGACAUUGACUUGGGAAGGGAAGGCCGUCGUAAUAUAAUAUCUCGACGGCAGGCUACUAUAAAUUUGGACAAAAGUGGAUCUUUUUAUCUGAAAAACCUUGGCAAGUGCUCCCUCUCGGUGAAUGACAAGGAAAUAGCCCCUGGACAGAGUCUAAGCCUUACUUCUGGUUGUUUGAUUGAGAUUAGGGGAAUGCCUUUCAUAUUUGAGAUAAACCAAACUUGUGUGAAGCAUUAUCUAGCUAGAAAAACCCAGGAGAACCAAACCUGGGAGCACCUGGUUUGAAUCACACCAGAAAUUCAGAGCGUCAUCAGAAGGUGCUAUUUUUUUUUACCAUGUGCUUUCUGGGUUCUUUCGAUAAGCUAUGUUCAAUCUGUUGUAUGUAGAUCAGCUGCCUUUGAAAGAGGAGUAAUGUUCUCAUGUUAGAAAGGAUUUUUCCGCAUGAUGUCUUAAUCAUUAGAAAUUUAUAUAGGGAUUAUUACCUAAAAAAAUUUAUAUGGGGAGCAUGAUUUCACUUGCAUGCAACAAGAAAAAUCACGAAUCUAGGUUACUGAGCAAUUACUUCUCUGUUGGGAAUAAAUAAUGUUCUCUUGAGAUAUCGGGGAUGUUUGGGAAUAAAUAAUGUUCUCUGUUGGGAAUAAAA